ACACGCACAUUUUUCUCUCAUUAUUCCAAACAGCAAAUCUAUAUCCCAGAAUCUAGCUAGCCUUAUCAACCGAACAAACAAGUUUGCAAAAUAAUAAAGUGAUAGGAUAUGGAACAGAAUUUGCCAGUGAUAGCAAAGAAGUUGUGGAAGAUAGUGCGAGUGGCAUUUUUCAUGUUAAGAAAAGGAAUAUCAAAGCAAAAGCUAAUGCUCGAUAUAAAAUUAAUGGUGAAGCGUAGCAAAAUUGGUAGCUGCAAAUCUGCUGUCCAAAAUCUUAUGUUUCACAACAAACGAAACAAACACACUACUACUCUCUCUGCCAAUGAAAACGACGUAGUUUUGGUGGAUGAAGCUGUGGUGAAAGCGUUGGAGAUAAUUCAGAGUACUGAAACUGCAUAUUAUUCUCCUGCUAAUAAUUUGCCUGGUUUUGGGAGGACUCCUAUAAUAAUUAGGGUUACGGACUCGCCUUUUCCUCUAAGAUCAGAAGAAGAUAAUUAUAACCACGUAGAUGAAGCAGCUGAUGAAUUCAUUUCCAAGUUUUAUAGGAAUCUGAGGCGGCAAUCUUCGCUUUCUGCUGCUUAAUCUUAUUAGAAUUCUUCCUUCUUCUUGUUAUUAUAUAUAUGAUGAACAUAAUUGGGUCUAGUCUCUACAUAGGGUGUAACUGUGGCAAUAUUUUAAAAGACUAUGCCAAGUGGCAAACUUGAUUAGCCACUUUCUUGCCAUGCACUAUAAAUUUACAUGCAAUUUUAAGUAUAAAUAACCAUCAUUUGGCAGCACAAUGAUCCACCAUCAAAAGUGCUUUUCUAUUUAACCUUCUUUCUCUUUCUCUCUUAGCUUCUUUUAUUUUCAAUUUUUCUUAUAUAUUUUCUUUGUCCUAUUCUCUUUUCAAUCUCGUUGGAUUAUUGUAAUAUAAAUAUUUUGCUGA
This is a messenger RNA of Nicotiana attenuata, 922 nucleotides long. RefSeq lists its product as uncharacterized. The coding region runs from base 109 to 579 and encodes 156 amino acids. The transcript has a single exon. Lineage: Eukaryota; Viridiplantae; Streptophyta; Magnoliopsida; Solanales; Solanaceae. The record is from RefSeq and is a predicted model, not a curated record.